GAACCAGUUAACUGCUCUAGUCCUGUAGGACGACGCCAUGCCUGGGCGUUAAACUCCUGAUUCACAGUGAAGCGAAAGAAACGGAAAGACUUGAAGGUACGGAGCUGAUAGAGACACCAGCAGAGGGCGCCAUGUCUGCUGCAGACAGGAUGAAGGUGCUCCUCUUCCUGGCCUUGUUCACCGGAGCGUCCGGAGCGCUGUUCACGCUGCUCUGCUGCGGCACGGAGUACUGGCUGCUGGCCGCCGAGUCCUGCGGCCGGACCCGAGAGGAGGACGACAGGAAGAGGAACACCUUAAAGCCUGAGGACAGGGUGACGAUGUUCCACCAGGGUCUGUUCUGGCGCUGCGUUUUCACUGCUGCCUCCUCUGAUUUCUCCAUCCUGGAGUUCUGGAUCACGGGUCGGCCUGAGUCAAAGACCUGCCAGCCUGCCUUCCUCUUCCCGUUUCCUGCACCCCACCCGGACUGGACCGGCUUCCCCUCAGAGCCGUACCAACCCGCCUCCGCCAUCGUCUUUAGAACCUUCUGGAGCAUCUUCCUCGUCUCGGGCGUGACGGCUGUCGUCAUUGGUGGACUCCUGGUGCUAUGUGCUGCUCCUCUGACCAAUCGUAGCCUCUAUAGCGCCGGCGGGGCUCUUCAGAUCUGUGGAGGCGUGUGCCUGCUGGUCGUCAUGGCGAUGUACCUGGUGUGGGUCCAGGUGCUGGACACCCUGGAGCAGUUCGCCGCCCAUCAGCGCAGCGUCUCCGGCUGCCCGUCCUACCAGCUCAGUGUCCAGCAGGGCCCGUCCUUCCUCCUGGCGCCCGCCGCCGGCUUCCUCUGCCUGCUGGCCGGACUCCUCUUCAUCCUGGUGGGGCGCGGCGUUCAGGGGGUCCAAACGAUCCCCGGCCCGUCAGAAACCGAGCUGUGAUGAGCGUGUCCUGUUCAACAAACUCUCUGGGACAAAAAUUAAAUUGUAGCAUAAAUUAAGAACAAUUUAUGCUACAGGUAUUCAGUAAUAACAUUUUUUUAAUCAUCUUAAACCAAAAAAGAGAGAGACAUAAAUUAAAAGGUAUAGACACUUUAGGUUUACUUUAUAUUGUACAAAUUGUUUCUUUAUUUUUUAGAGAGUAAUUCUAGAAAAACGCUCUUGUUCUUCGAAAUUAUUCAGCUAAAUGCCUAGAAGCUCAAAGAGAAGCCUUCUGCUUUACACCUGUUGAAGUUGUUACUUGCAUAUUUUGUUACAAUCAUAUCAAUCUGUCUGUUUAUAUUAAAUAGGCUGCUGUUUGCUUUUGA
Messenger RNA from Xiphophorus maculatus (southern platyfish), 1270 nucleotides. Its product is annotated as transmembrane protein 182-like. Gene Ontology annotation, cellular component: membrane. The transcript is spliced from 5 exons. NCBI's taxonomy places the organism in Eukaryota, Metazoa, Chordata, Actinopteri, Cyprinodontiformes, Poeciliidae. The record is from RefSeq and is a predicted model, not a curated record. The coding region runs from base 132 to 905 and encodes 257 amino acids.